AUGGCUCGUUUCUUCAAAGCCUCACACCCCAUUUUCCUAUGCUUCAUUCUUCUCUGUUGCUUCCAUGUUUCCCUCAUCAAUUGCUCUGAGUUUGAAGUUGGUGGACAUGAUGGUUGGGUUGUCCCCAAAUCAAAGGACAAUGAAGACAUCUACAACCAAUGGGCAUCACAGAACAGAUUCAAAGUUAAUGAUACUGUUCGUUUCAAGUAUGAGAAAGACUCUGUUUUGGUGGUGAGUGAAGAAGAGUAUGAAAGGUGCAAAUCCUCUCGUCCACUGUUUUUCUCCAACAAUGGUGACACUGUCUUCAAAUUUGACCGGCCAGGCACCUUCUUCUUCAUUAGUGGGGUUAGUGGUCACUGCACCAGAGGGCAGAAGCUGAUAAUCAAGGUUUUGAAUGUGGAGGAGCCAGCAGCACCAUCACCCCAAUCUGCAGAUGACACUGCCCAAACACCAAGGGCUAAAAGUGGAGUUGCUGAAAUGAGUCCUCCGAGUUUCACAACAUGGACAUUUUUUGUUGUGUCACUCUUUGGCCUGGUAUAUGCUUGA
Lotus japonicus is the source of this 546-nucleotide messenger RNA. Its product is annotated as early nodulin-like protein 6. Bases 1 to 546 code for a protein of 181 amino acids. Gene Ontology annotation, molecular function: electron transfer activity. The record is from RefSeq and is a predicted model, not a curated record. NCBI's taxonomy places the organism in Eukaryota, Viridiplantae, Streptophyta, Magnoliopsida, Fabales, Fabaceae. Gene Ontology annotation, cellular component: plasma membrane. The transcript is spliced from 2 exons.